GGUUAGGCUUUCCAAGCUCUUGUAAAUCCUAAUUCAGCCGGGAGGGGAAAUCGUUUGAUUCUUCCUUUUUGUUCUUCGUUCUAGGGUUAACAGUUCGUACAUAUUGCGCUUUCACUUCUCUGGAUCCACACCAAUGGCCAAUCUCUACAGAUCCAGAGAAGGUCUAAGCGCGAGACCAGUAGCUAAUUCCGAUGAAAUUCAGUUGAGGAUCGACCCAGUGCAUGCCGACUUGGACGAAGAGAUCACGGGUCUCCACAAGAAAGUUACAAUGCUCAAAACAGUAGCUCAAGAGAUCGAGUCAGAAGCAAAAUUUCAGAAUGACUAUAUUUCUCAACUGCAAAUGACACUGAGCAAAACCCAAGCGGGAUUGAAGAAUAACAUGAAGAGGCUGAACAGGGCCAUGGCGCAGAAGGGUUCAAAUCAUGUUUUGCAUGUGAUAAUUUUUGGACUAGCUUGUUUCUCUGUGGUGUACCUAUGGUCCAAGCACUCACGAAGGUGAGGACCACCAAAUUAGUUUUUCUACAAUCCUACUUCCUCCAGAGUGUCGGUGGCUACUCCCAAGAGUUUUUGUAAACCUUCAAUCACACAUAUUAACUUUGAUUUAAACUUUAAAGUAAUGAAAGCUCGUCAUGAAGGGAUUUACGGAACUUUUUCAUCAAA
Molecule: messenger RNA, 660 nt
Organism: Vitis riparia (riverbank grape)
Lineage: Eukaryota; Viridiplantae; Streptophyta; Magnoliopsida; Vitales; Vitaceae
Product: bet1-like protein At4g14600
Exons: 4
Coding region: 134-499 (121 amino acids)
Source: RefSeq, a predicted model, not a curated record